AUGAAUUCUGUUUCAGCUCACGAUCUAAGAUUUCUAGAGGUAGAGAAAGAGAAGCAAGAUCCUAAAUCACCGAGAGGAACAAUCGAAGCCUGUUUAAACCGAUCCUCGAUCUCUUCCUCCUCAUCUCUCUCUGAUGAUCCUCCUCAAAACAAAGAAGCAGUCGAAAACGCAGACGCAGAAGUACGAUGCAAGAAUCACAGAGCAUCUUCGAAUUGGGGAAAGUUCUUCAAGUCAUGGAAACGCAGAUCAGUGAAACGCCUCUCUUCUUUCCCUCCAUUAGGCGGUGUUUCAGCGAUCUCCAAACGCAACAAAAACGCAGAUCCUGCACAUAUUGAUGGUCUGAUCAUUCACGAUAUCUACGAUUUCCAAUCAUCUCUUCACAACUUCUCAAUCGCUGACCUCGAAAUCGCAACCGACAGUUUUAACCCCGAGAACAUAAUCGGAAGAGGCGGUUACGCGGAGGUGUACCAAGGAAUAUUACCGGAAGGAAAGCUUAUAGCUGUGAAACGCCUCACCAAAGGCACACCGGACGAGCAAACAACAGAGUUUUUGUCGGAACUCGGGAUUAUAGCUCAUGUUGAUCACCCAAAUACCGCUAAAUUCAUCGGUUGUUGCAUUGAAGGUGGAAUGCAUCUCGUUUUCCGGCUAUCUCCUCUUGGAAGCCUAGCCUCUCUCCUCCAUGGACCGUCGAAAGAUAAGUUAACUUGGAGCAGACGUUACAAGGUGGCAUUAGGAACAGCAGAUGGACUAGUGUAUCUUCAUGAGGGUUGUCAAAGACGAAUCAUUCAUCGAGACAUCAAAGCCGAUAACAUUCUACUCACCGAAGAUUUUCAACCGCAGAUUUGCGAUUUCGGGCUAGCCAAAUGGCUUCCCAAGCAAUUGACGCACCAUAACGUAUCAAAAUUCGAGGGGACAUUCGGGUACUUUGCGCCGGAGUAUUUCAUGCACGGAGUUGUCGAUGAAAAGACCGAUGUUUUCGCCUUCGGGGUUCUCCUCUUGGAGCUUAUAACCGGCCAUCGUGCACUUGACGAGUCUCAACAGAGCCUUGUCUUAUGGGCCAAGCCGUUGCUAGACAAGAAAGAGAUCAAGCAAUUGGUGGAUCCUUCACUUGGAGAUGAGUAUAACCGGGAAGAGCUUAUCCGGUUCACUUCAACGGCUUCUUUAUGCAUCGAGCAGUCUUCUCUUCUACGACCCCGGAUGAGCCAGGUGGUGGAAUUAUUACAAGGUCAAGAAAGUAGCGUUAUGACUCCAAGAGAAGCCAAGAGAAAAAUGAAUCAACGAACAUAUUCUGAAGAAUCAUUAGAUACUGUAGAAUAUAACUCCACUAAGUACUUGAGAGAUCUUGAUCGCAUUCGGGAGAUUGCUCUAGCUUCUUGA
Molecule: messenger RNA, 1377 nt
Organism: Arabis nemorensis
Lineage: Eukaryota; Viridiplantae; Streptophyta; Magnoliopsida; Brassicales; Brassicaceae
Source: the annotation of a GenBank genome assembly